CUUUCCUUUUUUUAUAUAACGGUCAGUCGCUAAGCAAGCUUCUUCAGUCUUCUAUGCAAGCUCACUGGUCACUGCUCAUUCACCAGUAGCAAAUGUUCCCUUCUACUUCGUUAGCUUCCUUCUUUAUUCUCAUUUUGUGUUUUAAUGGAGUAACUUCAUCCUCCACGCCUACCAAGAUUGGCAAGGGCUAUCGUCUCAUCUCCAUUGAAGAGACUCCUGAUGGAGGAUUCUUGGGCCACCUCCAAGUCAAGCAGAAGAACAACAUCUAUGGUCCUGAUAUUCCACUCUUGCAGCUCUUUGUCAAGCAUGAAACGCAAGAUCGUUUAAGGGUUCACAUCACUGAUGCAGAGAAGACGAGGUGGGAAGUUCCAUAUAAUCUUUUGCCCAGAGAGCAACCACCUGCAUUGAAGCAAGCAAUUGGGAGAUCGAGAAAGAACCCAAUUACGGUUCAGGAAUUUUCUGGCUCUGAACUUAUUUUUAGCUACAAAGCGGACCCAUUUAGUUUUGCAGUGAAGAGGAAAUCAAAUGGGCAGACUCUUUUUAAUUCGAGCUCUGAUGAAUCGGACCCAUUUGGGGAAAUGGUCUUCAAAGACCAAUAUCUGGAGAUAUCCACAAAAUUGCCUAAAGAUGCUUCACUUUAUGGUCUCGGAGAGAACACGCAGCCACAUGGGAUCAAAUUGAACCCAGGGGAUCCAUACACUCUGUAUACUCUUGAUAUCUCAGCCAUUAAUCUUAAUACUGAUUUGUAUGGGUCUCAUCCGGUGUACAUGGAUCAUAGGGUUGUGAACGGGCAGACGUUUACUCAUUCGGUUCUUCUUCUCAACAGUAAUGGCAUGGAUGUGUUCUAUAGAGGGACUUCCCUCACAUACAAGAUUAUUGGGGGUGUUUUCGACUUUUACUUCUUUGCCGGACCCUCUCCUUUGACUGUUAUCGACCAGUACACAACGUUCAUCGGCAGACCGGCUCCAAUGCCUUACUGGGCUUUUGGAUUCCACCAGUGCAGAUGGGGCUACCAUAACCUGUCUGUGGUUGAAGAUGUGGUCGACAGUUACAAAAAGGCUCAGAUCCCUCUGGAUGUGAUCUGGAAUGAUGAUGAUCACAUGGAUGGAAAAAAGGAUUUUACCAUCAACCCUACCAACUACCCUCGUCCAAAGCUGCUGGCAUUCCUAGAAAAAAUACACAGCAUUGGAAUGAAAUACAUUGUGAUCGUCGAUCCUGGAAUUGGUGUGAACUCUUCUUACGGUGUGUACCAAAGAGGCAUUGCCAACGAUGUAUUUAUCAAGUAUCACGGUAAGCCCUUCAUAGCUCAAGUUUGGCCUGGAGCUGUCCACUUCCCAGACUUCCUCAAUCCAAAAACAGUUGAAUGGUGGGGUGAUGAAAUUCGUCGCUUCCACGAACUUGCUCCUGUUGAUGGCCUAUGGAUUGACAUGAAUGAAGCUUCAAACUUUUGUACUGGACUUUGCACAAUACCAAACAAGCAAUGUCCAACUGGAACUGGACCUGGUUGGAUCUGUUGCCUGGAUUGCAAGAACAUAACUAAUACUAGGUGGGAUGAUCCCCCUUACAAGAUAAAUGCUUCAGGGAUACAAUCUCCUAUAGGAUACAAAACCAUAGCCACCAGUGCAGUCCACUAUAAUGGUGUUUUGGAAUAUGAUGCUCAUAGUCUGUAUGGAUUCUCUCAAUCUAUUGCCACUCACAAGGCCCUGCAAGGGCUUGAGGGCAAGCGACCAUUUAUUUUAUCACGCUCCACAUAUGUUGGAUCAGGCAAAUAUGUUGCUCAUUGGACUGGUGAUAAUCAGGGGACUUGGGAGAAUUUGAGGUAUUCCAUAUCUACUAUGUUAAAUUUUGGUAUAUUUGGUGUGCCCAUGGUAGGUUCAGAUAUAUGUGGGUUCUAUCCUCAGCCUACAGAAGAGCUUUGCAACCGCUGGAUUGAAGUAGGUGCUUUCUACCCCUUCUCAAGGGAUCAUGCCAAUUACUACUCUCCAAGGCAGGAGCUUUAUCAGUGGGAGACCGUAGCUGAAUCGGCUAGAAAUGCUCUUGGCAUGAGGUAUAAGCUUCUUCCAUAUCUGUACACAUUGAACUAUGAGGCUCACAUUAGCGGGGCGCCAAUUGCCAGACCGCUAUUCUUCUCAUUCCCAAGUUAUGCCGAGUGUUAUGGGUUGAGCACUCAGUUCUUGCUGGGAAGCAGCCUCAUGGUUUCUCCGGUGCUUGAGCAAGGAAAAUCACAGGUUAAAGCUCUCUUUCCACCAGGCAGUUGGUACAGCAUAUUCGAUAUGGCGCAAACCAUUACAUCAAAGGAUGGAAAAUACGUCACCUUGGAUGCACCUCUGCAUGUGGUUAAUGUUCAUUUGUACCAGAAUAGCAUCCUACCAAUGCAGCAGGGUGGACUGAUUUCUAAGCAAGCCAGAAUGACACCUUUUAGCCUUGUAGUGACGUUCCCUGCUGGGGCUAGCAAUGCAGAAGCUGAAGGAAGCCUUUACCUUGACAAUGAUGAGCUUCCAGAAAUGAAGCUCGGAAAUGGUUAUUCAACAUAUGUGCACUUGUAUGCAACUGCAAAUGAAGGAACUGUAAAGCUAUGGUCAAAAGUUGAGGAAGGUAAGUUUGCUUUACAGAAGGGUUGGAUUAUUGAGAAGGUAACUGUGUUAGGAUUAGAUGGAAGUGGGCAGCCAUCUGCACUCGAGGUUAAUGGAAGCCCCAUUGCUGGGGCUUCAAAGGUGGAAUUGAGUUCAAUGGAACAGAAAUAUCACAAAGAUGUUGAAGUUGGAGAUAUUAAGAAAAGUGUGAUGGUAGAAGUGAAGGGUCUGGAUCUUCCUGUGGGCAAAGACUUUUCUAUGUCCUGGAAAAUGGGUAUCAGUCGUUGAGGAUAAUAAGGUUUUAGUGCUUUUGUUCUGGAUUUACUUAUUUAGAUUGAUUGCUUUCAUGUAUCUUGUUAAGGUUCUUGAUGGAAAGGAGAUGAGCUAAGAUACGCCCAUCCUUUUCCAUGCAAGUUGAUGAGUGAGCUUAGAUUCAAUUGCUUUGCUUAGAGCACAUUCAAUGUUGUAGUUUAAACUGCAAUCCUCAUUAGAUUUCGUGGAUCAUCCUCACUGUGAUUUUAGCUUAUUCAAUCUAUUUUACUUGAAAAA
This is a messenger RNA of Manihot esculenta (cassava), 3122 nucleotides long. Its product is annotated as alpha-xylosidase 1. The coding region runs from base 93 to 2861 and encodes 922 amino acids. Lineage: Eukaryota; Viridiplantae; Streptophyta; Magnoliopsida; Malpighiales; Euphorbiaceae. The record is from RefSeq and is a predicted model, not a curated record. Gene Ontology annotation, molecular function: hydrolase activity, hydrolyzing O-glycosyl compounds; carbohydrate binding. The transcript has 3 exons. Gene Ontology annotation, biological process: carbohydrate metabolic process.